GUAACAUCCGGUUCACGUUUAUCUAGACAAAAGGAAUGACAGUAGCAGUUUAAGGCCGAGAAAAAAAAAUUUUGUUGUUAGAUCUACAGAAUUCAUAGAGCGAAAUUAAAUAGAGAUACAUCGAUCGACAAGAAAGGAAGCAGUCAUACAUUGUGUGAGUGAUUUAAUAAUCGUAUAUCAUGCCGAACCACGACGAGUUGGUUUCGCAAUUUACAGAUGUAACUGGUGUUGAACCAGAAAGAGCACAAUUUUACCUUGAGUCAUCUGCUUGGCAGCUCGAGGUUGCACUUGCAAGCUUUUAUGAAAACGAUGAGCCUCCUACAUUGGUAAAUGAAUCUGUCGAAAGUGCCGUACAAGAAGAAGAUAUAGAAGAUAGUUCAAAGAAUAUAGUGAAACAUAAAGAAGCUAGCACAAUGGAUAAAAAUACAGCUAAAAAUAAAUCCAAACCAAAACCAAAAUUUAGUACAAUAAGUGAUUUACAAAAUAGAGAUAGUAGUUCGGAAGAAGAAGAAGGACAAGCCUUCUAUGCUGGUGGAUCUGAACACAGUGGUCAACAGGUACUUGGUCCAGGGAAAAAAAAUGAUAUCAUAAGCGAUAUGUUUAAAUCGUGUCAAGAACAAUCUAUUUCUAUAGAACCUAGAACAAGUGGACAACAAAGACCAAAUACAUUCAGUGGUACUGGUUAUAAAUUAGGACAAACUAAUUCAGAUACAGAAGUUGUGUCAGGAGCACAGUCCAAUCAACAAUCUAAUACUGGUCUUAUUACUCUGAAAUUAUGGCGCGAUGGUUUUACUAUAAACGAUCGUGAAAUUCGCCCAUAUAGUGAUCCAGAAAAUAGAGAAUUUUUAGCUGCUAUCAAGCGAGGAGAAAUUCCUGCAGAAAUUCGACAAGAAGUUCAAGAUGCAGAAUUACGAUUAGAUAUGGAAGAUCAUCAUCACGAAGAAUAUGUUCCUCCAAAAACAAAAGUUAAAGCUUUUACUGGGAAAGGGCAUAUGUUGGGAAGUCCAUCUCCAGCUACUGUUGGUAUGACAAUUCCAACUGAUCCAGCAGAUCAAGCAGCCAAUGAAUCACAAGCAAAAAAGCAAUUAAAUUUAGAUACAGCUAAACCGAUCACUACAAUACAAAUUCGACUUGCAGAUGGAAGUAGUGUACGAGCGCAAUUCAAUUUAACUCAUACCAUAAGUGAUCUCAGAAGAUAUAUAACAACUAUGAGGCCUCAAUAUGCCAUGAGAGACUUCAGUUUAUUAACUAUGUAUCCAACUAAGGAAUUAACAGAGGAUAAAACAAUUGAAGAAACGGGUUUAAAAAAUGCAACCAUAAUGCAACGACUAAAAUAAGCUUUCCUAUGACUUUAGUUAAUAAAAUUCAGAAAAUGUAAUAACUAGGUGGUAAAAAAUAUAUAUAUAUGCACAUGCAUAAAAACAAAA
Vespa crabro (European hornet) is the source of this 1427-nucleotide messenger RNA. Its product is annotated as NSFL1 cofactor p47. The transcript is spliced from 5 exons. Gene Ontology annotation, molecular function: ubiquitin binding. Gene Ontology annotation, biological process: autophagosome assembly; Golgi organization; nuclear membrane reassembly. Lineage: Eukaryota; Metazoa; Arthropoda; Insecta; Hymenoptera; Vespidae. Gene Ontology annotation, cellular component: cytosol; nucleus. The record is from RefSeq and is a predicted model, not a curated record. The coding region runs from base 180 to 1337 and encodes 385 amino acids.